AUGAUACGACACAGGGAUAUAGCAAUUAAAAUUGGGUAUGGAGUUGAAGAGAGUACCAAAAACGGAUUGAUUCAGGCAAUCAUAGAAUUGCAAUAUGGAAGUGUGAAUCAGGGAAGCACUUGGAGGAAAACAGAUUUGCUUCUCCAUGAGAUUGUGAAGAUAAGAUCGGCGUGGAGAAAAUUCAUCCGUGGCAGAAGUGUCCCUUCUUAUCAACUAGCGCUGCUGCAAACCAACCCCUUCCAUGAGUUUUGGUGCACCAGGGUGGAUACUUGGUUCCCAGAGAGUGCCAAGUUCUUUCAUGCCAUCGUCUAUAACGACUAUCCCUUUGUCCAGUGUAUGAUAGACCUUGAAGAGUAUUCACUGCUUGGCAUGUUAAAGCGCAUAUGGAGCAUAUGA
This is a messenger RNA of Prunus armeniaca (apricot), 396 nucleotides long. The record is from the annotation of a GenBank genome assembly. Lineage: Eukaryota; Viridiplantae; Streptophyta; Magnoliopsida; Rosales; Rosaceae.